Messenger RNA from Neltuma alba, 1659 nucleotides. RefSeq lists its product as uncharacterized. The record is from RefSeq and is a predicted model, not a curated record. NCBI's taxonomy places the organism in Eukaryota, Viridiplantae, Streptophyta, Magnoliopsida, Fabales, Fabaceae. The transcript has 2 exons. The coding region runs from base 1 to 1659 and encodes 552 amino acids.
AUGAUUCCGAAGACUGGUGAGACGGGAAAGAUGGGAGCAGAAAUCAGGAAACAGAGGGAGAGAAAAAUGAAGGGUAAAAUUGACUUUGUGUUAGCUCCUGUUGCGCCAUCCAAAGAGGGAAAGGAGAUCGUGGCGAUUGAUAUUUGCAAACUUGGGUUGGUGCAGAAAGCUUUCUCCUUCUUCCUAAAGUUUCAAGGUCUCGUCGUUGACAUGAUAUACAGCAUCAAAGACCGGCACCACAGCCGGAGAUAUUUUGAAAGCAAAUCGGCAGAAGAGGCCCUCAUACUCAUAGAAGUUCAGCUCAAUUUCAUGUAUGAAGCUUUCUACACCAAGGCCUCGGUGAUUCGCCAAUAUUGGUUCUGGUUCUGGGGAAAAUUCGUUUCCUUAAUGUCCAUUACGGCCACCCUCGUACUCUUCAUUAAGGCAGACAGGCAUGGUUUCGACAAGUUGGAUGUUAGGGUGACUUUUGCGUUGUUGUUUGGCGCUCUGUUCCUGGAUGUCAUGGCUCUUUUCAAGCGUUUUUUCACUGAUUACACUGCUACCCUCUCCGAUGAAUCUCUAAUAGAUUCCUACGCAGCUUCUCCUUACCAACAAUUCCGAAUCAGAAUCUUCAAGUAUCUCAAUGGAAUAUUUUUGUCGUGGUUCCUCAAGCGGGGGAAUCUAACUUGGACACGAAUCCAGAAAGGCCCUUACCAAGGCUGUCACAGAUUGUCCACCAAAUUUUUAAUGCGCAGAUGGUCUGGAUCAAUCACGGGGUACAAUCUGCUGAGUUACAGCGUGAACGAGUCAGUUAAGAGGGAUCCUGAUAAUCUAUGCCUCAAAAUCUGGGUGUAUGUACAGGAUUUAUUCUAUCAACGGGACAGACGAUCUAAUAUUAAAGACCUCCUUGAUCAAUGGAGGUAUGAAUCCGAAAACCCGUUCGUGAAAGAGCUUUGGGAAUACUUGUUCGAAAAGCUGAAAGAGAAAUCAGCUGGUGCUCAAGAUAUAGAGGCCAUCCAAAGCAUAUGUUCUGCUAGAGGAGAGAAGGUUGUCCAGAAAAAAAACUUAGAAACCCUGAAGCCAUUUGUGGAUCCCAACGAAGUUGCUUUUGAUCAAAGCCUUCUACAGUGGCACAUUGCUACUACUCGCUGCUCCACCGAAGACGCUAAUAAUGAAGAGAGUGCUACUAGUCUCUCUUCCACCGAAGACGCUAAUAAUGAAGAGAGACAAAUCAGCAUGCUUGUCUCAGAUUACAUGCUAUACCUUCUGGUUAUGCAGCCCAACAUGAUGUCCGCCAUAGCAGGAAUGGGACAAAAGAGGUUCCAAGACACAUGUGAAGAGGCCAAAAGGUUCUUCAAGAGGAGGAGCAUUAAUGCUCAGGAUAUGCUGAAGAAAGCUUGCGACAUUCUAAUGGAAGUGCCAACAGAACAAAAACCCGUUGAUGUGAAGAAUUUGACAGAUAACGAGAAAUGGAAAAUGAUAGCUCGUGUGUGGGUGGAAUUGUUGUCGUAUGCCGCGUGCCACUGCAGGCCUACGGGACACGUCCAGUUAUUGAGUAAAGAUGGCGAGCUCAUUUCCUCUGUUUGGCUCUUGAUGGCUCAACUCGGUCUCAGCACUCAGUUUCAAAUCAAGGAUGGCGACGGGAGGGUCAAACUCAUAGCGGCUUACUCCCACAAUUAA